AGGGCUGGGCCGGCAGCACCGCCCCGCCCCGGCCGCACCGCGGCGGCUUCACGGAGCGCUCGCCCGGCCGGGCUCCCCCGGCGCAGCCCCGGACGCGGGACCCGCCGCUCUAGCCAGCAUAAAGGGCACGGUGCUCCCGUAGCGGAGCGGCCCGGCCCAUCUGCGCUCCGUUGCCUGGCGGUGUUGUCAAGCGCGGGGCAUGGCGGCAGCCGGUGCUGCGGCCGGGGCGGGGGAUGAGGCGGCCGGAGCGGGCUUGAUAGUCAACUGCUCAGGUCAAGGAUUGCAAAAGCUGGGUCCAACCUUGCCCUGUGAUGCUGAUACUCAGACUCUGAUUCUGGACAAAAAUCAGAUAAUUAAAUUGGAGCACUUGGAAAAAUGCAGGAAUCUGAUGCAGCUCUCUGUAGCCAACAACCGUUUGGUGCGAAUGAUGGGUGUGGCAAAACUGACCAAGCUCCGAGUGCUCAACUUGCCUCAUAAUAGUAUUGGGUACGUGGAAGGGCUGAAGGAUUUGGUGCACCUGGAAUGGCUGAAUUUGGCAGGAAAUAACAUUAAGGCCAUCGAACAAAUCAAUUCCUGUCUGUCUCUUCAGCAUCUUGAUCUGUCAGACAAUAACAUAGCUCAAUUAGGGGAUCUCUCCAAGCUUACCUCACUGAAGACUCUGUUGCUACAUGGAAAUAUUAUAACUUCACUUCGCACUGCCCCUGCUUGCCUACCUCAGAGUUUGACUGUUUUCUCUUUGGCAGAAAAUGAAAUCAGAGACUUAAAUGAGGUUUCUUUCCUGGCCUCUCUUCACCACUUGGAACAGCUGUCAAUUAUGAACAAUCCUUGUGUGAUGGCCACACCUUCUGUCCCUGGCUUUGACUACAGGCCUUAUAUUGUCAGCUGGUGUCUUAACCUUAAAGUUCUUGAUGGAUAUGUGAUUUCUCAGAAGGAAAGCUUGAAAGCAGAAUGGCUCUACAGUCAAGGGAAAGGAAGGUCAUUUCGACCUGGGCAGCAUGUUCAGCUAGUUCAGUACUUGGCUACUGUUUGUCCUCUCACAUCUGCAUAUGGACUCCAGACUGAAGAGGAUGCCAAACUGGAAAAAAUACUGAGUAAGCAAAGACUCCACCAGAGGCAGUUGAUGCAUGAAAACCAAAAUGAGGAACCACGUACAUUUUCUGCUCCCAGUAAAACAGUGCCAGUUGCUCAUGAACACAGUGCCCUGGCCCAGCCAUCACAGAUGGUUCUUGAGAAGGAACCUGUUAUCCAGAGAAAUUCUUGGGUUGGACCAAGUGCAAACAAUGAUCAUUCCUAUGCAGUAAAGAACACUUUUCUUCAUGAAAGAAGCUUUCCCAAGGAGCUACACCUCGAAGAUGUACAGACAGAUGAAGACAAACUAAACAGCAGCCUUUUAUCCUCAGAGUCUACUUUCAUGCCAGUUGCUUCAGGAUUGUCUCCAGUGUCUCCUGCUUCAGACCUGAAGCUACAUGGAAUCAAUUUGAGCCUUGAAGAUGAUGAUGAUACAGUGAUUGAAGGUGUGAGAGGUAUUAAUCAUAGGGAAACAACUAAAAAGCAAGAAGCUUCGUCUGUUACAGGAGAGCACUCCAAUAGAGCAACAGGAAGUGUGGAAACACAAGAGAAUAUCAAAGAAAUCCUGCAGGUGCCUGCUCCUGAUCAGGUAAGAGCUGGCCUGGCUGCUUGGACUGGCAACUAUUUGGGGUCCUCUGAAGGCCAAGUUCGGCACAGUCACCCCAGCACCUUGCUAGGUGCUGAAUUAGGAGUAAAAAUUCUUUGUCCUGACCAGAUGACAGAAGAAAGGUCUGGUUCACUGGCUGGGCAAGGUGCAGCACCAUCUGAUCGAGGUGCAGCUGAACUGCAAAGGAUGACUGAAGCAGCUACCAAGCUCCAAGCUUCCUGGAGAGGGUUUUACACCAGGAACCACCAUCCUCAAGCCAAGGAAGUGCGGAAUGAAAUUCGCCUACACAGAAUGCAGCAGCACAUCAUUUAUUUAACAGCUGAAAUAGAAAAACUGAGGAAAGAAAGAGAGGAAGAUGAAAUGCAAAGGCUUGUACAGGAGGAAGCUAUCAAAUUUCUUUGGAACCAGGUUAAAUCCCUUCAACAAUGGCAGCUUUCAGUGAUGCAGAAUUUAGGUGGUGCUGGGAUCCCUUCAGCCAAUACUUUAUGUUUAUCCAAACCACCUCUUCAGUCAUCCACAGUGGAGCAAGAAACCCCACCAGCUGCUAGUUCUGCUUUGUUAGCUCCAGCUAGUGAGGAUGAUCUUCAGGAAAAGUCUUCGUUGCAGUUCCCAGAUUCUGGCUUUCAUUCUUCUGCAGCUGAUCAGACUCGUGCCAGUGAACUGUGCAGCUCUGCAAAGAGCUUAGCUGAAGGAAGUGAGAGCUCCCUUUCAAUGGAAACCAUCAAACAAUAUGGCAAUUGUGUUUCAGCAUGUUGUUCAGAUGGAGAGGAUGGCCCUGGGGAGGGUGGGCAAAGUAAAGAGAGCUCUAGUAAUGCGCAGGACAACAGACUGAUAGAACAGUAUUUAAAAUCUGUUCAGCAGCUGGAAGAGGCUGAUGAAGACACAGAUUGCAAUGAGGAAAUGGAGGGCAGCUGUCUACAAGUGUCUGUGUCAGCAGAAAGCCAAGAUUCUUCCUCUGACACUGUCUCUGUAGAGCUCCCUCAAGACACAUCUUCCCCUGUCCGAGGUGAAAUCUGCCAGAUACCACCAGAAAGCUACAAACUGAAUUCAGGAAUAGUAGAAGGGAAGCAAACAGACUGUGAUUCUUCGUUUCAGAUGCUGCAUGUUGGGAUAGCUGUAUAAUAGGAUCGUUUCCACAAAAGACUAGGGAUUCCAUUUCACUUUCUCUUUCUUCUUCCUGUUUAUACAAAACUUACUUUUCAUGUGUGCUGUUUCAGAUUCUGACUCAUGUUAUGAAUUUAUGUUGUAAUUACUAUUUUAUUGAUGUUGCUGAGGAUGGAUACUAACUGUGCUAACCUGAAAUCAGCAAAGUUCUCAGUGACAAUCAUUAUGCACUUUAUUUUCAAACAUAAAACUGGUAUCCUAAUAACUGGCCUCCAUUAAAUUAAUUCUGAAGAUUGGUGGGUGGAUGGUGGUGGUGGUAGUGUUUGCUGUAAAUUCACUUUGGUGAAUGUGUUAGUAAGUAUUUGUUUGUUUUUUUCCUGCAAAGAAAGAUUAAAUUCUUAUUUUGCAAAGAGAAGAAAACAAUAUGGGAAGAAAUUGAGUCAAUACAGGUAGUAUAUCCUGUCAUAGGCAGGAUACAGCCUCCUGAGAAAGAUGAAAAGUUGCUUUUCAGACUUCUUUUGACUGAAACAAGAGUAACUUGGUCAGUGUAUCAAAGAUGCAUUCCAGAAAACCAGUGUCCAAGUCAGUGACUUUUUUGUAAAUAACUUGAAGCUGCUGGCAAGGAAUUAGAUCAUUUACAUACACACUGAAACAAGGACUUACAGGAGAGAGACCUCAGGGAGCUUCAAACAAGCUUUGACCUUUGUUUGCCCUGGGGUUGAAUUUCCCUGCCUUCUCAGGUAAGACUCAAAAUGGAACCAGUAGCAACCAGGACUAAGGAAGAAUUGCAGAAGGGCAUAUGAUUUGGGAACAUCAUUUCCAGGACUGCCCUCUGGGUUACAGCAGCAGAUUUGGUGGUGUAUGUUUUGCUCCACUAGGAUGCUAAUGUCCAUGUGGGAUUUGGAUUUGAGUGGCUUUCAGGACAUCAGUGAGUUUGAUGGAUCACAACUACUUCUAUCUACAGGUAUAAAUACUAAAAGCAAAUGCCAUGACUUAACUAUUUCCUGAUAUCUCUGUUGGGUUUUUUGGUUGUUUUUUUCCCCCCAGUAUAUCCACUAGUUGACAUUUUAAUUAAAUGUGGAUAAAAGGUUGUAUUUCUUCCCUGUUAGUAAAUAUGCUGAGAUACCUAGGCUAUGCUUUCCACUUACAAACCCUGCUGCUUUCCCAGUGUUUAUCUUACCCAGCCAUUGCUGUGUUGGGUUUUUCAAUGGAAAACAGUCAGGUAUCUUAGUAUACUUCAACAGUGACAAGGGAAUCCUGUUUUGCCAUGUGAUUUGUGAUAAUAGUGAAAUAAAAGUUGAUGUUGUGAUUUACAGGGGUCAGUUGCAUUUUGCAACAUGUACUGGAAGCCCAGUGUUGCAGUAGCUUGCUAAUGUUUACUUCUCAGUUACAAAGACACAUGCUUAUGGUAAUUCUCUGGAUCCACAGUUAACUUCUGAUGCUAUGGUGUCACUAAAACCAACUAACACUCUUUUAAAAGGACUCUUAUGGCCACGUUACCAUGUAAAAUAAUUUAGUUUUUGUGAAAGCUUUGGUGCAUGUCUGCUUUUGGUUCCAAGCUGAAAUUUGCCACUACUCAGGAGUUUGGUAUGAGGCUAGUAUCUGCUUGAGGCAUCAAAAUAUCCUUUAUUUAGAACAUAAAUGGUGUUUUGGACUUGUACCAGCCAUCUUCCCAGUGGUGAAGUUCACCUUGGAAGAAUAAAGCUUGCCUCUGUGUAUAGAGUAGCCAUCAUCUCUUUUUCUCCCAUCCCACAAAAGUUCUAGGGCACCAACUUCUCCAAAGAGCUGUCUCUGCAGUCAGGCUGACCUUUGACUGUGCCUUGCAUAUGUGGGAGCAUUAAAGAAAACCCAGAACAGCAGAGGUGGUAGGUUCUUAAUGUGCUGUCUUUCUAGCUGAAUGUAGUCACAGCGCAUUGGUAGCAUGACCAUAUUCAUAAUUAGAUCUUGGAGCACAGUUGUGCUUGGGUAUUGAAAAUGGUACAGGUGCAUUAGUGUAUCACAGUGCCUGAUUACCUGGGCAAAGCAGUGUGGAGUCCACAGGAUCAUAGCCUUGUCCUCUGAAGGUGCUGAACUUGGCUUUAAAUCUGCCAUGCCUGGGGAUCUGCAGUUCAUAGGACUUAGCUCUUUGAAUGCCAAUAUGUUAUAUAAAACCCCAAAUGUCAAAUUGCAUAUUGAGAGAGGAAUUAUUUCAGUGUUUGAAGCAGCUCUGGAUCUUGCACUCUGGAGGCAGUGGCCAGGUCUAAGUUCUCUUCCAUGGCAGAGUGCUUUAUUGCAAGACCUGGAAGAAACUAGACCACUGCCUGGAUAACAAUGUUUCUCUUACUGGAGACACUAAGGGAGUGCAUGUAUUUUUCUGUUUUGGAUUGUCCCUUUUGCUGCACAGUUAGAGGUGAAACUUUUGGAGUUGUCAGAGGGGGAAAACUUGGUGCAAGUAAAUUUUUUUAUGGAAGCCCUAGAUGUUUCUUGAUAUUUCCUUUUGUUAUUAGAACUUGCAAGCACAAAGACAAGACAACUUGCUUUAACUAAUGCUGAGGUCAGCUGUUGUCCUUAUUAAUGUGUAACCUGUGUAUACAAAAAUGGUUUUAUGCAGGUACAGCGAAGCAUGUACCGACAAAUAUUCAGCUUUAUCUUACUUUUUCUUGGGAAACAGUGAAAUACUAGAAAAUGUUUUUCUAAUGUUCUGAAAAGUAUCUUGCAUGUGUAGAAGAUGAGUUGCCUAAAUAUAGAGAAAUCAAAGAAUGGUGAAGUUUUUGGAUUAGUUUUUACAGGGUUAAAUGUAAUUAGUUUGUAUAUACAGAAAAUAUUUUCAUCCCGACCAUUAAAAUACCUACAGGGAAAGACAUAAUGAGGGAUACAGUGGAAAAAUAAGGAGUAAAACUGAAUGUAUACUUAAAAUUGUCUUCUUUCAGCCCUGUUUUGAACUCUCAAAAAAUCAUGAUGUGGAAGUAUCAUAGUUUAAUACAUGGCUUAGCAUUUACUCAUCUUUGUUUAAGUAAGUUUCCUUAAUCUAGGUGUGCAAUAUUCUUUUAGCUGGAUAGGGAUGCACAGUUUUUCUUUGGAGGUGAUGGAAAUUUCAUAAAGAAAUUGGAAGGCCUAAAAUACAUCUGAAACUUUCCUGUUUUAAUAUUGUAUUCUUUCCUUUUGAAAGGCUUCAUGAUCAGCAGAAGAAUGUACUUUGUAGAAGAAAAGCUUAUCUCUUGUGUUUUGUCCUGGGCUGAUCCUCCAGUGUUAGUGGGAGAGAUCACUUGGUUAUUUGCCAGGUGAUGUUGCCAGCUCUGCUGUGAGUACAGUUGAAAUGCUUCUUUAAUUUGCUUCAGAAAAAUCAGAUAAAUAUAGCUUAGGCUAUUUGAACUGCACCACACAAGUAGUUUUGCCCCAGAUGAGGUAGCUGGCACAUGAAAGCCUGUUUUCAGCUAGUCUGUGGUAGAAAUGACUCUUUUUCCUCUUUUUCUGAAGGCUGGGACAAGUAGUUCUAUAUACCAUAAAGCAAGAAGACAUUAAGACUGCAAAUUUUAUUUUGCUGCUUCUAAACCACAAAUGUCCUUCAGCAAAUACUUGAGAAAAUCCUUGCUAAACUAAAUUGCAGAAGCCUAACAGUUGUUGAUAGUUAAGUUUCUUAAACAACCAUAGAUUCCACUAUUUGCAUGCAUCAGUUUAAAUAAUGCACUUAGCAGCCAGUCUCUAUAUUAAAAAGUUGGGUUUUUUCUGAAUAAUGUUUAUAUUUGAGCUUGCAAAACUGUUCCUGUUUUUUUUAAUGAAUUUGUAUAUAUUGUCUGAAGAAUUCCAAUUUUUGUUUCUACUUGUAGCAGGUUAUCUGAUGAACAAAAAUGGAAUAUAUGUUCCUUUGAGAUUACCUGGGUAAUUUUUACUGCACUUGAUGUUCUUGUGUGUCUCACAUAGAUACACUUUUUCCUGAGAGGAUAAAAUUGUAGCAGUUAGGGGAAACUGACUAAAUGACAAAAAACCGUAAAAACCGGUCAGUUACCUGCUAGUAGAACAGACACUUCCUUUUUGUUUUUCCUCUCCUGUUGUAUUAACUUUCCCCCCUUCCCCCUUGAGGACGUGCCACCCAAAUGAGUAUGCAUCAAGUAUUCAUAAAGUCUUUCAAAAUGUCUUCUUUUAAUAGUUACACUUCUUUUUUUCCCAGAUUAGCUUUCUAGGACAAGUUACUGAGAAACACUUGCUUUCUAUAUGCUUACCAAAAAGUUGGUCUGUCUAUUUUUAAAUGUUUUCUUUGUCAGUAAUGGAAAAAGCACAGGAUCCCUUUCUUGCAAGAACAUAAACCAGUAUUUAUCAGGAAAGGUGCUUUAUCUCUUGAAAAGUGCCAUGCCAAAUUUUAUUGUGCAAGAGCUCUCAGUAAGAAUCUUUUUCUGGCUUCAUUACGUUUAUAAGUAUAUGGGCCAAAUUUAUUUGUAGCAUAAUUCUACUGAAUUAAUUUUUUUGAGACUUCACAGUGGUAUUCUACCUCUAAACUAGAAUUUGAGAAGAAAAGAACAAUUGGGUACUGGUUUGUCUCUCUAUUUCUUGCUGUUUUCUGUGAAGAAUGGUGGGUGGUUAAAUUGGUACAGUUCAUAUAUUUUCUAUAAGUGUUUAAAUUUUGAAUUUAUUGUUUAAGUAUUUUGUUUGUAUUGCUGAGUUUUGAAUUUUAAAUAAAUGAUUUGUACAUUUAUUGAAAAUUUUAA
This is a messenger RNA of Agelaius phoeniceus (red-winged blackbird), 7461 nucleotides long. RefSeq names its product centrosomal protein 97 (gene CEP97). Lineage: Eukaryota; Metazoa; Chordata; Aves; Passeriformes; Icteridae. Gene Ontology annotation, cellular component: centrosome. The record is from RefSeq and is a predicted model, not a curated record. Gene Ontology annotation, biological process: negative regulation of cilium assembly. Gene Ontology annotation, molecular function: protein binding.